AUGUACUUGCAAAAUAGACUACCAACAAGCGAUGUGGAUGGAAUAACACCUGUUGAAGCUUGGAAUUGCAUAAGACAUCUAAAGGUGUUUGGUUCAUUGUGUUAUACCCAUAUAUCAACUGUUAAACAGAGCAAGCUUGACAAAAAAGCGGAAAAAGGAAUUUUUGUUUGCUAUAACUCUAUCUCUAAGGGCUAUAGAAUUUACAAUAUUGAAUCUGGGAAAGAUUUUGUAAGAAGAGAUUUACAAUAUAGAAUUGAUGCUUAUUGGAAUUCAAAUAUCUCGCAAGUCAGAAGGAUGGAUGUUGAACCUGCGUUAGAAGAUUCAAAUGAAGACUUGGAAGUAGAGAAUGAUAAAGAUUUUUUUGUUAGAGGUACUAGACCUUUGGCAGAAAUUUGUGGAAGAUGUAAUCUAGUUUUCCCUAAACCUUCAAACUUUCAAGAUGCCGGUGGGAUUGAAGAAUGGAUGAGAGAAAUGAAGGAGGAAAUAGCCAUGAUUGAGAAUAACAAGACAUGGAAACUCAUUGACAAACUUGAAACAAAGCAAGUGGAUGAAGAGUCCUAUUGUGAUCUGAAUGUUUAUCAAGUCCGAAGGAUGGAUAUCGAACCUUCUUUAGAAGAUUCAAAUAAAGACUUGGAAGCAAAGAAUGAUGAAGAUUUUUAUGUUAGAGAUAGUUCUGCACCUGUUGCAAGGAUGGACGCCAUCAGAAUUUUAAUUGCAUUGGCAGCACAAAUGAAGUGGAAAAUCUAUCAUUUAGAUGAUAAAUCUGCCUUCCAGAAUGGUUUUCUAGAAGAGGAGAUUUAUUUAGCUCAACCCGAAGCUUACAAACGGAGAAAGUUUUUUGCAAAAAUUGAAAAAGGAAUUUUGGUUGGUUAUAGCUGUAUCUUUAUGGGCAAUAGAAUUUAUAAUAUUGAAUCUGAGAAAGUUUUCGUCACUAGAGAUGUGAAGGUGGAUGAAGUGGGAUUGGAAUAUCUCUCAAGUCAGAAGGAUGUGUGUUGA
Molecule: messenger RNA, 996 nt
Organism: Solanum tuberosum (potato)
Lineage: Eukaryota; Viridiplantae; Streptophyta; Magnoliopsida; Solanales; Solanaceae
Exons: 4
Coding region: 1-996 (331 amino acids)
Source: RefSeq, a predicted model, not a curated record